This is a messenger RNA of Ostreococcus lucimarinus CCE9901, 289 nucleotides long. RefSeq lists its product with no specific name. NCBI's taxonomy places the organism in Eukaryota, Viridiplantae, Chlorophyta, Mamiellophyceae, Mamiellales, Bathycoccaceae. The record is from RefSeq and is a predicted model, not a curated record. The coding region runs from base 74 to 289 and encodes 71 amino acids. The transcript has a single exon.
CGAUCGCCGCGCGCGCUUCGAUCGACCUCCGCGUCGCCGGCGACCGGGCGACGAACGGCGCGCGCGUCACCACAUGGGCGUCCUCGCGAACCUGUUCGGCGGCUCGAAGUCGUCGAAAACGACGCCCAAGGCGCCGCAAACGCCGCACGCGAGUUGCGCGCAAUCGAGCGGUGGCGGCGCGCGCGGCGCGUGCGGAAGCGCGGGGAGCGCGUGCCCGUGGAGGGAUUGCCGGUGCGGAGCGAAUUGUAAGUGCGGAGCGAAUUGUAAGUGCGGGAGCGUGCGACGGUAG